Messenger RNA from Condylura cristata (star-nosed mole), 1040 nucleotides. It is a transcript of the gene RGS18, whose product is annotated as regulator of G-protein signaling 18. The transcript is spliced from 5 exons. The record is from RefSeq and is a predicted model, not a curated record. The coding region runs from base 180 to 851 and encodes 223 amino acids. Lineage: Eukaryota; Metazoa; Chordata; Mammalia; Eulipotyphla; Talpidae.
CCCAGCUGUUGACUCUCUUUAAAAAUUGUUAAGACUUUUUGAGAGCAUUGAGAGAAUUUUUUAUUGUAUCAUGCAUAAUUAUGGAAGGGCAUUAACAAGUGAUGGAUCUAAAAAAUUAGGUAUCUCUUCAUUUUAGAGAGAAGAUGGAAACACCACUGAUCCUCUUUUCUUAAUUAAAUAUGUGCGAAUCAAAAGAAAAAACUUUUUUCAAGUUAAUACAUGGUUCAGGCAAAGAAGAAGCAAGCAAAGAAGACAAACUCAGAGCCAAGGAAAAGAGAAAUAGGUUAAGUCUUCUCGUGCAGAAAUUUGAGUUUCAUGAAGAAACCCACCCAAGUAGAUCGGGGCACUUGGUCAAAGAAACAAGAGUCUCCCCAAAAGAAGCAAUGAUCUGGGGUGAAUCAUUUGACAAACUUCUUGCCCAUAAAGAUGGACUGGAGACUUUUACCAGAUUUCUUAAAACUGAAUUCAGUGAGGAAAAUAUUGAAUUUUGGAUUGCCUGCGAAGACUUCAAGAAAAUCAAAGACCCUAAUCAAAUUCUCCUUAAAGCAAAAGCGAUAUAUGAGAAAUUUAUACAGAGUGAUGCUCCACAAGAGGUUAAUCUUGAUUUUCACACCAAAGAAGUCAUUAGUAAAAGCAUCACCCAACCCAACCUCCACAGUUUUGAUGCUGCCCAAAGCAGAGUGUAUCAGCUUAUGGAACAAGACAGUUACACGCGUUUUCUGAAAUCUGACAUCUAUUUAGACUUGAUAGAAGGCAAACCUCAGAGACCGACAAAUCUAAGAAGACGCUCUCGCUCAUUUACCUACAACGAAUUCCAGGAUGUAAAGUCAGAUGCUGCCAUUUGGUUAUAAAAAAAAAAUCAUUUUUAUUUUAUUCAUUUUAUGGGUGGCACAUUUGUUCAUCUACUUCUAAGAUUUAAAAUUUUUCUGUCAACAAAUGACACAUCUUUUAAACAAACAAAAAAACACCAUGCAAAAGGGUUUUUAAUAUGUAAAUAAAAACUACUGUCCCAAUAAUACUAUUGUACCUACCAAUAAAUA